UAUUUCCGAGCUGCCAGCGCGGAUUUUUGAGCCACUGCCAGCACUAAAGCGGCUGCGCCUAACCUCAAACCAAGUGCGUGAGCUUCCUACUGCGCUUUUCGUGGCCCAAAAACGCCUACAGGUGUUGGACCUGAGUCGCAAUGAGCUCGAAUCGCUGCCACCUGGCUUAUUUCACCCGUCCACAAAGCUAGUGAGCUUGGCUUUGUCACACAAUCGUUUGCUGCAGCUCAGCGCGCAUACACUUCCUACACUACAUGCGCUGGUAGAACUUAAUUUGGAUAACAAUGGCUUGCGCGCAAUCGCCCCCGGCAGUCUGGCGCAAGCGCAGCGACUGGAGAUACUUAUGCUCUAUAACAAUCAGCUAAAUUGGACAAGCGCUGAGGCGUGUGAUGUGCUCGCGGGUCUGCGCAGCCUCAACACGCUUCAACUGCAGAACAACUCGCUACAUACCUUAUGCACACAGCUGAGCGCGCCCAACCACACCACCAGCCGUCUGCGUUUGCUUGAUGUACGAUACAAUAGCAUAGCGCGCUUGCCCGCGCAGCUAAUCCGCACGCUAAACGACAGCACGUCGCUGAAAGACUUGUAUCUCUCGCAUAAUCCAUGGAAGUGUGACUGCAGCGCCGCGNUGGUGAUCUAUGGCGACUUGGAGAACGCGGAGUUGCUGGAUCAAGAGCUGCGUGCGUAUCUGAAAAUGAAUACGUACUUGAAGUGGGGCGAGCCGUGGUUUUGGGAGAAGCUGCGCUAUGCUAUGCCGCAUUCGCGCGUCCGCUGGGAGGGCGACGAUUGCGGCGGGAGGAUGCGUUCUGAUGAGAUUCCACUGCAUGCGGCUAUGCUGAGGGCAUGA
This is a messenger RNA of Rhagoletis zephyria (snowberry fruit fly), 847 nucleotides long. Its product is annotated as leucine-rich alpha-2-glycoprotein-like. The record is from RefSeq and is a predicted model, not a curated record. Gene Ontology annotation, molecular function: protein binding. NCBI's taxonomy places the organism in Eukaryota, Metazoa, Arthropoda, Insecta, Diptera, Tephritidae.